AGCCGCUCUACCAGCACAUCUAAUGAGCAGCUUCCUCCAGUGGGCGGAGUAGCAGGGCUGAGCCUGGCCGCGCAGCGCUGCUCUCAGCUCCGCUCCGUGUUGUUGCUCUUACCUCUCCACUCAUGCGGACUCAGCUCAAGCUCAUGGACUAGCCGGAGAACUGCUGGUGGACUGUAUCGGGUUUGUAGCGGACCAUGGCUGCCAAAGAGGACCUGUACAGUAAAAUCCUCCCGCGGAGGCUCCGGCAGAACCGGUCGGGCUCUGUGAAAUGUGGCUCCAACCUGGACGUGCUGUUAUCCAUGGGCUUCCCAAGACCAAGGGCAUUGAAAGCCCUGGUAUCAACAGGAGGUCGGAGUGUACAAGCAGCAUGUGACUGGCUGUUCUCCCACGUGGACGACCCGUUCCUGGAUGACCCUCUGCCCAGGGAGUUUGUCCUCUACCUGCGACCCAGUGGGCCACUACAGAACCAGCUCUCCCACUUCUGGCAACAGAGUCGGGUCACAUGUGGCAAAAACAAAGCCCAUAACAUUUUUCCCCACAUUACCCUCUGCCAGUUCUUUAUGUGUGCAGACCACAAAGUGGAAGCUCUAUGCGAGGCCCUCCAGGCCACCGUGCAGCAGUGGCGGGGUCGAUUUCCCAGCCCACUGCCCCUUGAGCUCUACACAUCCUCCAACUUCAUUGGUCUUUUCGUGGAGGAGCAGGUGGCCGACGUCCUCAAGCAGUUUGCAGCCGACUUCUCCACAGAGGCUGCCAGGAAGGCAGAGGUCCACGUGGAGCCUCAUAAGAAGCAGCUCCAUGUAACUCUGGCCUACAACUUCCCCACUGAUCACCUCCCCUCGCUGGAGAAACUGGCCAAGGGCAUCGAAGUCAAGCUUGGCUGUGAUUGGCUGGCUGUCCUCUUCUCCAGGGACAUUCGUUUUGCAAACCAUGAGACCCUGCGGGUGAUGUACCCCUACAUGCCGCAGAAUGACGAUGAGCUGGAGCUGGUUCCUGGGGAUUUUGUCUUCAUGUCUCCAGUGGACCAGGGUAGUACCAGUGAAGGCUGGGUGAACGGGACCUCGCUGGCCACCGGGCUGUCUGGCCUGCUGCCUGAGAACUACGUCAGCCUGGCCGACGAGUCCGACACCUGGGUCUUCCAUGGCUCCCAUUCAUUCUUCAGCUGCGGGCCCUCUGACAAGACCGGCAAGGAGAGAGGAUUGUUUGACGGCCUGCUGGACAGCCGACGCCCUGAUAACCCCAGUCCUGGAGACACACCCACUCUCAGUCUCAUCUGUCAUCCAAUGCAGCAGGUCCUGCGGAUGAGUGGUAGUCACUCUCGGCAGCCCAAGCGGACACUUUUUGUGUGUCGGCACGGUGAGAGGAUGGAUGUGGUCUUUGGCAAACACUGGCUCUCCCUCUGCUCAGACAGUAAAGGUAGAUAUGUCCGCUCCAAUCUGAACAUGCCUCCCAGUUUGCCGCUGUGGGGAGGACAGAGAGAUUACGACAUGGACGCUCCCAUCACUGUGACUGGAUGCACACAGGCACGACUAGUGGGUGAGGCCCUGUCAGAGAGCAACACAGUGUUAGACUUUGUGUACUGCUCUCCCUCCCUGAGAUGUGUUCAGACUGCACAGAACAUCCUUAGAGGUAUGCAGCAGGAAGGCAAGCUGAAGGUGCGAGUGGAACCAGGGCUUUUUGAAUGGACCAAGUGGGUUUCUGGGAGCUCCUUGCCUGCAUGGAUACCUCCCACUGACCUGGCUGCAGCCCACUUCAGUGUGGACACAACGUACAGACCUCUGAUCCCAGUCAGCAAGCUCACUGUGUCUGAAUCCUAUGAGAACUACAUGAGUCGGAGCUACCAGGUGACCAAAGAUAUCCUGUCAGACUGCAAAAACACUGGAAACAACGUGCUGAUUGUAGCCCACGCUUCUUCCUUAGAGGCCUGCACACGCCAGCUGCAGGGCCGCAGCCCACAGAGCGCCAAGGACUUCAUCCAAGUGGUCCGAAAGAUCCCGUACCUGGGCUUCUGCUCCUGUGAGGAGCAGGGAGACACGGGGGUGUGGCAGUUAGUGGACCCUCCUAUCCUUCCCCUCACACAUGGACCAAACCACACCUUUGACUGGAGGGAGACACUUCUGCAAGAAUGACAUCUGCCGGAUACCAACCCCCAACCUGAUCAUACCGUACUCCCCACAGACUGCAGUAACAAGUUUCAGACCAGUGGCCCCAAAUACUGUAAUUUUUCUUUUUUCACCCUCUUAACAAAGCCGGUGGCUUUACAGUGACAGUCUCAGAAGCUCUCUGCCUGAAUUGAAGGAGCCAGUUAAUGGUUGGUGAACUGACUCCAUCCCUCUGAUGCUGCUUUCAUCAAUAAUUUAGCAAAUGUCCACACUCAAAUUUCAUUGUAUUUUUUUUUUUUUUUUUUUUUUUUUGCAAGAGCGAGGGAAAUGUUCGCUCGGGCAGAAUGGGUGUUAGCUACACUGUGUAAGGAGAGCUUUCACUGGAAUCCAGUAGCUUGAUCAUGUGUAUUUAUUGUCACCCCAGUCUCAGGAAGUUUUGUGGAAUUAGCAUGGUAUGCUGCUGUGCAUGAUUAGUAAGAAACAAGCUUUUUUUCCAACAAAAGUAUUUCAUGGAGUAAGCAGGUCUACAGUAGUAGAGUGACACUGGUGUAAUGCCAUAGAAAGCAAAGGUGUGGAAGUUGUAGAGUUGAGAUACCUUUACUCUCAGCUCGGAUGACUCAGGUUCUGUUUUUAACUUGUCAGUGAAAGUCUGAGUUCCCUGAAUACACAGAAAGUUCAUAUUUGUUCUGCAUAUAUUUUAAUACUAAACAGAAGUUGGUUUCCUCACCUAAAUUUAACCAUUAUCUAACAUUUAAUAUUAGCUGUGUGUCCAAAAUCACGCCCUCAUUAACUGUGAUCAGCAGUAAAGUAAGUUGAGAUUUCUUAUGAAUCAUCAUCAAUUGCAUUAUCACUGACAAGUGUUGUGUCGCACAACUUCAAUUUUGGCAUGUAUCAAAUAAUGGCACUAUUAGCAGCAGGUUGUGUACAGUACAGGCCAUGGACUGGGAAUUUGAAACACUCAAAUAAAAAUGCAGAAAGUACUUAAA
This is a messenger RNA of Thunnus maccoyii (southern bluefin tuna), 3085 nucleotides long. RefSeq names its product ubiquitin associated and SH3 domain containing Bb (gene ubash3bb). Gene Ontology annotation, molecular function: protein binding. NCBI's taxonomy places the organism in Eukaryota, Metazoa, Chordata, Actinopteri, Scombriformes, Scombridae. The transcript has 14 exons. The record is from RefSeq and is a predicted model, not a curated record. The coding region runs from base 195 to 2126 and encodes 643 amino acids.